Messenger RNA from Emiliania huxleyi CCMP1516, 1632 nucleotides. RefSeq lists its product as hypothetical. Gene Ontology annotation, biological process: proteolysis. The coding region runs from base 19 to 1425 and encodes 468 amino acids. Gene Ontology annotation, cellular component: mitochondrion. The record is from RefSeq and is a predicted model, not a curated record. Gene Ontology annotation, molecular function: metal ion binding; metalloendopeptidase activity. The transcript is spliced from 7 exons. Lineage: Eukaryota; Haptophyta; Isochrysidales; Noelaerhabdaceae.
UCAGCAGCGCUCGACGCAAUGCAGCUAAAGCUCACCAGACUGGCGCAGCGACGCGUCGCCAGGCCCGCGGCGCGCGCGUACAGCAGCGCCGUCGCGGCAGUGCAGCCGCCCACCCACGUGGCGACGAUGCCGAACCAGAUGCGCGUCGCCACAGAGAGCACAGGCGGUGACACUGCUACGCUGGGAGUCUGGAUAGACACUGGCAGCCGGUAUGAGUCCGACGCCACGAACGGCGUGGCUCACUUCCUGGAGCACAUGUCGUUCAAGGGCACCGCCAAGCGGAACACGCGGCAGCUGGAGAUGGAGGUGGAGAACAUGGGAGGGCACCUCAACGCGUACACCUCGCGCGAGCAGACGGUGUACUAUGCCAAGGUGCUCAAGCAGGACGUGCCGAGGGCGGUGGAGCUGCUGUCCGAUAUCCUGCUAAACUCGACCUUCAGCCCGGCGGCGGUGGAGAACGAGCGGCAGGUGAUUCUGCGCGAGAUGGAGGAGGUCGAGAGCCAGAUCGAGGAGGUGGUCUUCGACCGGCUGCACGAGGUGGCGUACGUCGGCACGCCGCUCGCGCGCACGAUCCUCGGGCCGACCGAGAACAUCAACUCGAUCACCGCGGACGACAUCAGUCGCUACGUCAAGACGCACUACACGGCGCCGCGCAUGGUGCUCGCCGCCGCGGGCGCCGUCGAGCACGACCAGGUCCUCGACCUCGCGAGCGAGUACUUUGGCGGCGUGCCCACCGUCGCGCCUGCGGGCCACGACUACGAGAACCACGCCUCCCUCUUUUGCGGCGCGGACGUGCGCGACUUCAAGGAGGACAUGCCGGCCGCCAACUUCGCGCUCGCCUUCGAGGGUCUCAAGUGGACGGACCCCGACGUGUUUACGCUGAUGCUGUGCCAGUCGCUGCUGGGCACCUACGACAAGAAGUCGUCAAACAUGCAGUACGCGACCGCGCCAAUGGUGCUCGCCCUCGACAAGUACAAGGUCGCGGAGCAGGUGCAGCCCUUUUGCACCUGCUACAACGACACGGGCCUCUUCGGCGUGUACGUGACGGCGAACCUCGACUCUUACGACGAUUACUCGACGCUGUUCCAGAUCCUGCAGGACGAGAUGCUCGCGCUCACGCAGGGGGUGAGCGACGAGGACCUCGCGCGCGGAAAGGCGCAGCUCAAGUACAACCUGCUGCAGCAGAUGGACGGGACCUCCCCCACCGCGGAGGAGAUCGGGCGGCAGCUGCUCACCUUUGGCCGCCGGAUGAACCUCGCCGAGACGCUCGCCCGCGUCGACGACAUCACCGCCGCCGACGUCAAGCGCGUCGCCGACAAGGUCUGCUGGGACCAGGAGGUCUCCUUCGCCGCCAUCGGCUCCAACCUCAAGUACAUCGGCGACAUCAACUCGCUCCGCCGCGGAACCUACUGGAACAGGGUCUAGGCCGCGCGCCUCGCGGCCGCCGCCAGCGCGCCCUCCGCGCAGAGGCGGGCCGCAGAGCUCAAGCGGCGCGCCCUCCGGCAGGGAGGGCGACGCGGCGCUUUUGCUUGCUUUGCAGGACCGCGGCUGGCGGAGGGAGAGUGCCGGCCCCCCCCGCGAGUCGUGACGUACGGUAUAGAUAGAAACUUCAUGAUGAUUAUGUUAUCCGCC